This is a messenger RNA of Cimex lectularius (bed bug), 992 nucleotides long. Its product is annotated as protein APCDD1-like. The transcript is spliced from 6 exons. The record is from RefSeq and is a predicted model, not a curated record. Bases 195 to 941 code for a protein of 248 amino acids. Gene Ontology annotation, biological process: negative regulation of Wnt signaling pathway. Gene Ontology annotation, cellular component: plasma membrane. NCBI's taxonomy places the organism in Eukaryota, Metazoa, Arthropoda, Insecta, Hemiptera, Cimicidae. Gene Ontology annotation, molecular function: Wnt-protein binding.
GAAAUUUCCAGCGCACUUGAUUAUUUUCUGGGCCUGCGGGUAGAGGGGCGACUAGACGGCUGGGUGGUUCAGUCGGUCGCGGAGAGCCAACCGUGAACCCACGCCUGUUUGGGCCGUGCAAAAACGCGAGUUCGUCGGAAUGUGAGCCGGCAACCCUUUUUGACGGGCAACGUUUCAAUUCCGCCACGACGGAGAUGCUUCUCGCCGUAAUAUGCUGGACCUAUGUGUUGACAGCAUGCUAUGGAACGAGCCCGACCUGCGACGAAGUGGUGCAGAAAGUCGCCCAGACGGACAAAAUGACCGAGAUCCAAUUUCCUCCGCCGAUGCCCGGCACUUGGGUCUCAGACAGAUGCGAAGUACGACCCGGGCCGGAAUACCUGCUCAGGUGGCACUGGUACUCGGAAAACGGGACUUACACGCACAACACUUUCGUGUACGGUGACGAAGGCUGUACCAAAGCACUGUGGAGCCGCUGCAUCAAAGGAAAAUAUGGUCUCAGAGGGAAAUCCUGGCUUACACAAGGUGCGAGUCAAGUGGAUUUCAACCUGGAUGAAGUCAUGUUCGUCGUCUACAGUACAUCUAUCGCCCAGGACCUCUCGGCCAAAGCGAACACUUCUUGCCCGGGGGUCGUGGUUGGGAGGUGGCUCCCAGAAGUCGAGUACAUCGUGUAUAGACAUCAGGAACGAAACGAUUCUAAAGAAAAAAGCAAAGAAGAGCUCGAUAGAGAAAGAGCAUGUAUGAGCCUUCUGAGGCUGUCAUACGAAGAGGUUGGCCUUGUCAGGAUACAAAAGAGGCCUCCCAUGCCCUAUGAUUCCUGGGGCAUGAGGGAAGAAUUGCUCCUAGGGGAGGCUAAAGGGAAAACGACAGUUUUUCACGAUCCCAUGGUCAGGGCAAACCAGGGGAAGAACGCUCAGUCACGUAUCUACUAUUUUCCGGCCUAGUUUCACCGAAAAUAAUAUUUUAUUAAAACCCAUUAUACCAUACCCGUAGUU